AUGUGUGUCCUUUAACAAUGACCCGGAAAAGCAAACAGAGCAUGAUCUCGUAUCAAGGAACAGACGAUCUGUGGCCGAUGUGAGCCGUGUGGCAUAUUGUAGAGAGAAGCGGAGAACCUAUGCUGUAGGAUGGGAAAGAAACAGAAGAAAUCCGGAGAGGACAGCACCAAAGAUGACGACAUUGAUGCUCUGGCAGCACAGAUAGAAGGAGCUGGAGCCGUAAAGGAGUCAAAAGGGAAGAAGAAGAAGAAAGGAGUGAAAAAGGAGGACUUUGAUGAGGAUGACAUCCUGAAGGAGCUGGAGGAAUUGUCCCUGGAGACACAUGGUGGGAAGUUCAAGAGAGAUGAUGUGGAAGUGGAAGAUGAGAAUGUGGAGCCUCCCAAAGCAGAGAAGAAGAAGACCAGGAAGGGGAAGAAGCAGGCUGUCAGCCCUGAAGACGAUGAGGACAAUGAAGGACCAGCUGAUGAGCGGAAGAACGGACAACAGGAGCAGGUGGCACCCGCAGCACCAUCUGAGUCUGAUGAAGAGAGCAGCUCACGUUCACUUCUAAAGACCAAAGGGGGUAAAAAAGCUGGCAAGAGACCUUCUGGCUCUGAAGACGAAGGUGAGAGAAGAAAAGAGGGUGGCGGCGUCUCUGAGGAAGAUUUGGAGUUAAUAUCCCGGAGAGACAAGAAGAAAACCACCACCAACAAAGGUAAAGCUACAAAGAGUGAUGAUGAGGAUGAAGAGGACGAAGAUGGAGGCUUCAAGAUCAAGACGGCAGCACAAAAGAAGGCGGAGAAGAAGGAGAGGGAAAGAAAGAAGAAGGAGGAGGAGAGAAUGAAGCAGAAGAAGUUGAAGGAGAAAGAGUCUGGCGCAGAUGCAAAAAAAGAACCAGAGAAAACGGCAGAGCCCACAGCUCCUCUCCAGGUAUCUCCAGCAGCAGCAGCAGCAGCUGUGGACGAACAGGAAGUGACAGAGCCAGGCGCAGAGGACGAGGGUGACAAGAAGAAGAAGGACAAGAAGAAGAAAAAAGGAGAGAAAGAUGAGAAGGAGAAGGAGAAAAAGAAGGGGCCAGGCAAGGCAGCUGUGAAGGCUAUGCAGGAAGCUCUGGCCAAGAUGAAAGAGGAGGAAGAGCGUGCCAAGCGGGAGGAAGAAGAGCGAAUCAGGAGGCUUGAAGAGCUUGAACAACAGAGGCUGGAGCAGGAGCGUCUUGAGCAGGAGCGUAAAGAAAAGAAGAAACAAAAGGAGAAGGAGCGGCGGGAGCGGCUGAAGAAGGAGGGGAAGCCCAUGACGAAAGCCCAGAAGGAGGCACGAGCUCGGGCCGAGGCCACACUGAAGCUGCUGCAAGCUCAAGGUGUGGAGGUGCCAUCCAAAGACUCGGUGCAAAAGAAGAAACCAGUUUAUGCAGACAGGAAGAAGAAGAAGCAAAUCACGCAAACCCCAGAAGUGUCAGAGGUGACCUCGCCAGCAUCAGAGACAGUAGAACCUGCUGCUCCAGAAACAGAAGCAGUGAAAACUGAAGCGGAGCCAGAUGUGAAGCCAGAUGUUGCUGUGGACAGCUGGGAGGCCAUCGCCAGUGAUGAGGAGAAAGAGUUAAAGAAAGUCCUCAUUGAGGUAAAGGAAGAGCCUGUCCAGCUCGCAGCCAGCGAAGAGGAGGAUGAAGAGGAAGAGGAGGAGGACGACGACGAGGAUGAGGAGGAAGAAAGCGAAGAUGCCCAGGAAGAAGAUGAGGAGGAGGAGGAAGAGGAGGAGGGCGAGGAGGAGGACGGGAAGGAGGUUUCAGCAGGUCCGGGGAAGAAGCGGUCAGUGAAGGGCAGUGAAGAUGAGAGCAGUGAGAGUGAUGACGAUUGCAGGACAAAGGAGGAGCGCCUGUACGACAGAGCCAGGAGAAGAAUUGAGAAACGGAGAGCGGAGAACCUGAAGAACAUCAACAUUGACACACUGAGAGCACCAGUCGUAUGUGUGCUUGGACAUGUUGACACCGGAAAGACCAAGAUCCUGGAUAAGUUGCGACACACACAUGUUCAGGACGGUGAGGCGGGAGGAAUCACACAGCAAAUCGGAGCCACCAAUGUGCCCAAAGAGACAAUUGAGGAGCAGACAAAGAUGGUGAAAAAUUUUGACAGAGAGACGAUAAAGAUUCCUGGGAUGUUGAUCAUCGACACACCAGGACACGAGUCUUUUGGUAACCUGAGGAACCGAGGUAGUUCCCUGUGUGACAUCGCCAUCCUGGUGGUGGACAUCAUGCAUGGUUUGGAGCCACAGACGAUUGAAUCCAUCAACCUGCUGAAGGAGAAGAAGUGUCCCUUCGUAGUGGCCCUCAACAAGAUUGACCGACUGUACGACUGGAAAAAGAGUCCUGAGACAGAUGUUGUGGCGACACUGAAGAAACAGAAGAAAAACACCAAAGAUGAGUUUGAUGAGAGGGCAAAAGCCAUCAUUGUGGAGUUCGCACAGCAGGGUCUCAACGCUGCCCUUUUCUAUGAUAAUAAGGACGCUCGCACUUUUGUGUCACUGGUUCCCACAUCGGCUCACAGUGGCGACGGGAUGGGAAAUCUCAUAGCACUUCUUAUUGAGCUCACUCAGACCAUGUUGGCCCGCCGGCUGGCGUGUUGCAACGAGCUCCGGGCUCAAGUCAUGGAGGUCAAAGCUCUGCCUGGCAUGGGCACCACCAUAGAUGUUAUCCUGAUCAACGGAUGCCUACGAGAAGGUGACACAAUCAUCGUCCCCGGAGUGGAAGGACCAAUCAUCACGCAGAUCCGAGGGCUGCUUUUGCCACCACCUCUGAAAGAGCUGCGGGUUAAGAACCAGUACGAGAAGCACAAAGAGGUCUGUACAUCUCAGGGCGUGAAGAUCCUGGGUAAAGACCUGGAAAAGACAUUGGCAGGGCUUCCCCUGCUGGUGGCGUACAAAGAUGAUGAAAUACCUGUACUGAGGGAUGAACUUAUUCUUGAGCUCAAACAGACUCUGAGCUCCAUCAAGUUGGAGGAGAAAGGAGUAUAUGUGCAGGCAUCCACACUGGGGUCACUGGAGGCUCUGCUUGAGUUUCUGCGCACAUCUAAAGUACCUUACGCUGGCAUUAACAUCGGUCCAGUCCACAAGAAAGAUGUGAUGAAGGCGUCCACCAUGCUGGAGCACGACCAACAGUACGCUGUGAUUCUGGCGUUCGAUGUCAAAGUGGAGAGGGAGAGCCAGGAAAUGGCAGACAGCCUUGGCGUGCGCAUCUUCUCAGCUGAAAUCAUCUACCAUCUUUUUGAUGCCUUCACAAAGUACCGUGACGACUACAAGAAAGCCAAGCAGGAAGAGUUCAAACAUGUGGCGGUGUUUCCCGUGAAGCUGCGCAUCCUUCCUCAGUUCAUCUUCAACUCCAGAGACCCCAUAGUAAUGGGUGUGUCCAUAGAUGCCGGCGUCCUGCGGCAAGGAACACCGCUGUGCGUUCCCAGUAAAGGGUUUGUAGACAUUGGUGUGGUCACCAGUAUUGAGGUCAACCACAAGGCGGUGGAUAGCGCCAAAAAAGGUCAGGAGAUCUGCAUCAAGAUUGAACCCAUCCCCGGCGAGUCACCCAAGAUGUAUGGCCGCCAUUUUGAGGCCACCGACAUUUUAGUCAGCAAGAUCACACGGGCGUCCAUCGACGCGCUGAAGAACUGGUUCCGAGACGAGAUGCAGAAGACGGACUGGCAGCUGAUCAUGGAACUCAAGAAGACCUUUGAGAUCAUCUGAGUGACUGGCAGAGGAACAGGAGGCGCCUCGCGAUCCCAUCACGAUACGAAAGAGUCUUUUCCGUGAGAACGCUCUCAGUAUUCCGACGUGCCUGUUACUCUUGUUCUCCGCUCUCAUCCGUGGUCGCCGUUGCUUCCUGUCUGACGCUUAACAAGCCCCUGGAUUUGGAGUCUGCCGGGGUGCAUUAUGGGACGGUACUCACGGAAGCAUCAGCAGCAACCUUCGCCGGUCACAAAGACAACUCUUUGUUGAUACUUUGCUGCGCGCUUUGUCUGCCAUGUUGGCGGGUGGAGGAAAGGGCGGCCAGGACGAGCCUCUGAAAUGUUUGACAGAUGUAAUAAAGUCCCAUCAAACGUCAACAA
Molecule: messenger RNA, 4064 nt
Organism: Doryrhamphus excisus (bluestripe pipefish)
Lineage: Eukaryota; Metazoa; Chordata; Actinopteri; Syngnathiformes; Syngnathidae
Gene: eif5b
Product: eukaryotic translation initiation factor 5B
Biological process (GO): translational initiation
Cellular component (GO): cytoplasm; mitochondrion
Molecular function (GO): GTP binding; GTPase activity; translation initiation factor activity
Source: RefSeq, a predicted model, not a curated record